CAAAUCAUAGUUGAACUGCUCCUUAAACGUCUGUCCAAUUGAGUUGAAUUUAUCUGCACGCGGUGCCUUCACGGUGCAGUUGUAGAGGAACGCAUAUUGACGCGCAAUCGCUUUGCACUGACGAAGUGCCGCAGUUAAAGCAUUUGAGCCACGCAGCAUCUCCAUUUCUUUGGUUGUGAAAUAUAGUACAGUAUUAUACUUCUCCGGCAGCAAAUCGAUAUAGGGUUUCCAAAAGCUAUCCGGUUUCAAUGCCUCCAACAUUAAUACAUACGAUAGUUUUAGAUUCGACAUCGAACCGAAUUGCGUUGGACUAUAUUCUAAAUCCAUAUUCUCCUCGGAGAGUAUAAGCUUGCGCGGUAUACUAAAUAGCACUUCCUCUUCGGCUAUAUCGCGUGUGGCCUCUAAGCCUAAUUCGUAGCCUUGAAAUUGUGCUAUACGCACACCAUCAAAACGCAAACCAUUUUCAGUGGCCCAACGAUAGAAAUUUUCAAUGUUAGCCAAACGCGCUUCUGUAGUUUGAUUGCAGGUGGGGCGGCGCAAAGGCGUUUCAAGUAUUUGCACACGAUGCAACAGUGUUUGGAUUUCUAAAUAUUGCUCCCAUUCUUCUUUUGGGUUUGCGGGCUGCUUAAAACCUAUUUCGAGCAAUGCAUUGAUAAGUGAGCUCAAUUCGUUGUGCUUUUGCAGAGUCAGCGUGGGUCGUUUAAUUGGCGCCUGUUGUUGUUGCUGUGGUUUCGUAGAUGACUGUGCAGCGUGUGCGUGGGCGAUGACAUUGGCUGCAGACUGAUUCUUAUUGCUGGCCGAUUUAUUAUUUUUAUUUUUGUUAUUCUUUCCCAUCUUUACACCUUAUAUUACAGUUACACUUUAUGCUUGAAUUCACUAUUUUAACUGAUUCACAAAUUUUUAGCAAGCUUUGUUUGUUAUUACACACACUUUAUUGAUGAAAACAAACAACUGCACCCGUAAAAUACAAUGGAACACCCGAAAAGGUAAUGCACGUGCCGUCAACUUUUUGCAGAAAUCGAGAUGGCAAACAGUCAAAAAAAGAGCAAAAGACAACACAAAAAAUUCCAAUCAGAAAUUCCUCAGCACUUGAAUAUGAAAUGAAAAUUCCUCCAAUAAGUCUAUCAUUCACAAUUAUUUUUAAUACUUUGCCUUAUCGUGAAUGUUUAGUGUUGUUGGUAAUUCAGCGGCUACUAUAAUUGUUUACAUUGCUACUGACAGAUAGUUUAUUUACAGAUAUCGUUUGUGUUUUUUAAAAUAAAAUGCAUUAAAAUGCGUUUGCGCGGCCGUAUUGCGUAUAAAUGUUUAACUCUAAUCGUAGUAACAGUGAUUAUAUUGCUGUUUUGCAUAGAUUACUUUGCCACCAAUGCUAAAAGAGACGAGUUUUUGACGCACCUGCCUCCACUAGAGAAGGACGUGUCACAGGAGCAAGCAGCGCCACAAAACAUUGAAGCUGAUUUAAAACUAAAUCGAUUGGUGAAUUUAACUGACUUUAAAUAUGAAAUACCGAAUGAUGUGUGUCGCGAAAAUGAUAAAGGACUGUUGGCCAUCAUUAUUGUAACAUCUUAUGCCGGACAUGAUGAGUUGCGCGCUGCACACCGUUUAGCAGUACCACAGAGCAAACUGGCCGAAAUGGGCAUGCAACGCAUCUUUCUGCUAGCUGCUCUGCCAACAACGGAAAAAUAUAUAACACAAAAGCAACUGCUAGAUGAGCAGAAACGCUUUGGAGACAUAUUGCAAGGCAACUUUCAGGAAGCCUAUCGUAAUCUGAGCUAUAAACAUGUGAUGGGGUUGCGUUGGGCUGCCACCGACUGUCCCAAUGCCAAAUUCAUUAUAAAAAUAGAUGAUGAUAUAAUAUAUGAUGUCUUCCACUUUCGGCGUUACUUGGAGUCACUGGAAGUGCAACAACCAACUUUAAUUGCCUCACAAGCAUAUUUAGCCGGUUAUGUGCUUAAUGCAAGACCACCUGUACGUAAUGUUGCCAAUAAAUGGUACGUUUCCGUACAUGAAUGGCCUAAAACAACUUAUCCCGCCUAUCUCUCCGGCUGGCUGUAUAUUACUAAUCCGUCAACAGCUUUGCGACUGGUGGAGGAAGCACAGCAAACACCUUUCUUCUGGAUUGAUGACACUUGGGUUACGGGUAUUUUGCGUGAGAAAUUAAAUAUAUCGAUGCAACAUUUAAAUGCAUGGUACUCGGCUAAUGCGGAGUUUAUGGAUUGUUGCGUACACGAUCUGAAAAGCCAGAGUAGCUAUGAGUGUGAAUACUUUGUGGGACCCAAUGGUGGUGAUAACAAAAUGCUAGUUGAAUUUUUACACAACGUCGAAAAAUGCUACUUUGAUGAAUGUAGCAAGAGGCCACCAGAAAAGUCGUUGAAGAAAACUUGUGUCGGCAGUGCAAAACAUCUAUUACCCGAUCAUGGCAGCGGACAAGUGAAGCAAGUGGUUUUGUGAUGAUGAAACGGGCUUACUGCGAAUGUGAUAGGAAUCUCAAGAGUAACGUCCAUAUUUUAUAUCAUAUACUCAAUAAGAUAGACUGUAGUGUUUUUAUUGCAAAUGUACAUACAUAUAUAUUUAAAUAUAUGUAUUUAAUUAUAACUAUAUAAUAA
Bactrocera oleae (olive fruit fly) is the source of this 2606-nucleotide messenger RNA. RefSeq names its product beta-1,3-galactosyltransferase 5. The record is from RefSeq and is a predicted model, not a curated record. Gene Ontology annotation, cellular component: Golgi membrane. Lineage: Eukaryota; Metazoa; Arthropoda; Insecta; Diptera; Tephritidae. Gene Ontology annotation, molecular function: hexosyltransferase activity.